Molecule: messenger RNA, 534 nt
Organism: Pseudopodoces humilis (Tibetan ground-tit)
Lineage: Eukaryota; Metazoa; Chordata; Aves; Passeriformes; Paridae
Source: RefSeq, a predicted model, not a curated record
AUGUCGCGCGCCACCAAGCGGAAGCACGUGGUGCGCGAGCUGCUGGAGGAGCGCGUGCAGCCCGCGGAGGGACAGAGCGUGGUCAGGGUGUUGGGGACACCGGGGAACAACCUGCACGAGGUGGAGACGGCGGAGGGGACGCGGUUCCUGGCCAGCAUGCCACCCCGCUUCCGGCGCCACAUCUGGAUCAAGAGAGGUGACACCGCUGGCAUUGUCACCCUGUCACUGUCACCGGACGGCCCCGAGGGGCUCUUUGUGAACACCAACAGGGGGGGGACCCCUGGGGACAGCGGGGACAGCGAUGGGGACAGCGAUGGGGACAAUGAGGACAGCGAUGGGGACAAUGAGGACGGCGAUGGGGACAGCGAGGACGGCGAUGGGGACAAUGAGGAGGACACAGGGGACAGCGCUGGGGACAAUGAGGACGGCGCUGGGGACAGCGAGGAGGACACCGGGGACAUCGAGGGACACGGUGGGGACACAAAGGACACCGGGGACAGGGACAGGGGGGACAGGGGGGACCCCCCCCAAUAA